This is a messenger RNA of Vidua chalybeata, 4375 nucleotides long. It is a transcript of the gene KCNQ4, whose product is annotated as potassium voltage-gated channel subfamily Q member 4. Lineage: Eukaryota; Metazoa; Chordata; Aves; Passeriformes; Viduidae. Gene Ontology annotation, cellular component: membrane. Gene Ontology annotation, biological process: transmembrane transport; potassium ion transport. Gene Ontology annotation, molecular function: voltage-gated potassium channel activity. The record is from RefSeq and is a predicted model, not a curated record. The transcript has 17 exons. The coding region runs from base 1 to 2523 and encodes 840 amino acids.
AUGAAGCUGAGGAGGAGGAGGAGGCGGAGGAAGAGGAGGAGGCAGCGCUUCCCUGCCAAGGAGCGGUUCGAGAUCCCGUUUCUCCUCGGGGACGGGUCCCGCACCCAGACCGGGGGUGACAGCAGCCCACCCACCGCCCCCAUCCCCUCCACGCCCGGUGCCGCCGCCGCCCCGCACGGCGCUUUCCCCGCCCGCCCCGUCCCGCGGAGCCCCGGGGGCGGGGGCCAGGUACGGCGGGGCGGGCCGGGCCGGCGGGGCGGCGGCGGGGGAGGGCCCGUUGGCGGCGGCGGGCAGCUAAAGGCAGGUGGCCCCGGGAGCGGCCCCGGGCUGGCUCGGGGGUCCCGCGGCGGCCGGGGCCAUGCGGCGGGCGGCGGCCUGAGCGGGGCGGCCAUGGCCGGGGCGGCGGCGGCGGCGGGAGGGGAGCGGCGGGCGGCGCUGACGGCGGUGCGGACCGAGGGCACGGGGACCCCCGGCAGCGGGACCCCCCCGCCGCCGCCCCCGCCCCGCCGCCGGGGGCUGCUGGGACCCGCACCCCCAGGGCUGCCCGGCGGCUCCCGGGGCGGCGGGGAACGGGCGCUGCCGGGGAAGGAGCGCCGCGGGUACCGGGAGUGCUCCCAGCGAGCCCCCCCCGGGCUCCACCGGGAAGUUUCUCCGCUGCGCUCGGAGUGGGGGAUGCGCCGGUGCCGCUCCUGCCGCCGGAGCCGGUCCCGGGAUCCGCCACCGGCGGGGAGCGAGUCCCCCGGCGGGUCCGUGGCGGAGGGGCUGAGGCAGCUGCAGGGCAGAGUCCUGCCAGGGACCCCCCGAAUCCUGUGGGAAGACGCCGCAGUGGGCGCAAGAUUCCUCCUCGUCUUCAGCUGCCUGGUGCUGUCGGUCUUCUCCACCAUCCAGGAGCACCAGAAAUUGGCCAACGAGUGCCUCUUCAUCCUGGAAUUCGUGAUGAUCGUGGUGUUCGGCAUGGAGUACAUCAUCCGCGUGUGGGCCGCCGGCUGCUGCUGCCGCUACCGCGGCUGGCGCGGCCGCUUCCGCUUCGCCAGGAAACCCUUCUGCGUCAUAGAUUUCAUCGUCUUCAUCGCCUCGGUGGCCGUCAUCGCCGCGGGCACGCAGGGCAACAUCUUCGCCACGUCGGCGCUGCGCAGCAUGCGCUUCCUGCAGAUCCUGCGCAUGGUGCGCAUGGACCGCCGCGGCGGCACCUGGAAGCUGCUGGGCUCCGUCGUCUACGCCCACAGCAAGGAGCUCAUCACCGCCUGGUACAUCGGCUUCCUGGUGCUCAUCUUCGCCUCCUUCCUCGUCUACCUGGCCGAGAAAGACGCCAACGUGCAGUUCGCCACCUACGCCGAUUCCCUCUGGUGGGGCACGGUGACCCUGACCACCAUCGGCUACGGGGACAAAGCGCCGCAGACGUGGCUGGGCCGGAUGCUGGCGGCCGGAUUCGCCCUGCUCGGCAUCUCCUUCUUCGCCCUGCCUGCCGGCAUCCUGGGCUCCGGCUUCGCCCUCAAAGUGCAGGAGCAGCAUCGGCAGAAGCACUUUGAGAAGAGGCGGACGCCGGCGGCCAACCUGAUCCAGGCUGCCUGGCGCCUGUAUUCCACGGAUGCCAGCCGGGUGUACCUGACGGCCACGUGGUGUUACUACGACAGCCUCCUGCCCGCCUUCAGCCCCAUCUUUAGUGGUAAGAGGAGGCUCUUGCAGACGUGGGGCACGUGGAGACGGAGCAGCAAGAUGGGCAUCAAGGAGCGGAUCCGGCUGAGCAGCUCGCAGCGCCAGGGCAGCCGCGGCCAGCAGCAGCACCUGGGGCCGCCCCUGCACCGCUCCCCCAGCACCGAGGACGUGGCCGAGGCCUCCAGCCCCACCAAGGUGCAGAAAAGCUGGAGCUUCAACGACCGCACCCGAUUCCGAGCGUCCCUGAGGCUCAAGCCGCGGACCCCGGCUGAGGCCGACUGCCCGCCGGAGGACAGUGGCGAGGAGAGGAGCUCCCCGUGCGACCUGACCUUCGAGGACAUCAUGCCGGCAGUGAAGACCCUCAUCCGGGCCGUCAGGAUCCUGAAGUUCCUGGUGGCCAAGAGGAAGUUCAAGGAGACCUUGCGUCCCUACGACGUCAAGGACGUCAUCGAGCAGUACUCGGCCGGACACCUGGACAUGCUGGGCAGGAUCAAGAGCCUGCAGACGCGCGUGGACCAGAUCGUGGGCAGGGAUCGGGCGCUGCCCGCGGACAAGAAGGUUCGGGAGAAGGGGGAGAAGCCGGCGCUGGAGGCGGAGCUGGCGGGCGAGCUCAGCAUGAUGGGGCGCGUGGUCAAAGUGGAGCGGCAGGUGCAAUCCAUCGAGCACAAGCUGGACCUGCUGCUCGGCCUCUACUCGCAGUGCCUCCGCAAGGGCUCCGCCAACUCCUUCGUCCUGGCCGCGGUGCGGGCGCCGCCCGGCGAGCCCGACAUCACCUCCGACUACCAGAGCCCCGUGGAGCACGAGGACAUCUCCGUGUCCGCCCAGACCCUCAGCAUCUCCAGGUCGGCCAGCGCCAACAUGGACUGAGCAGAAGGCAGCGGGACGGACCCUGCCCGCCUGGCAUGGGGCACUGGGAGCGGCGUGGCGCUGUCCCCUCGCUGUCCCCUCGCUGUCCCCUCGCCGUGUUACUUGAACCGAGUCUUCCUUUGCGGGGACACGGCUGCAGCGGGGUGCCCGUGGCACUGUGGCAUGGCCAGCCCACGCUCCUGGGGCGUUUCUGGGAUGCUCCUGGGAUAUUCCUGAGAUGCUCCCGAGCUGCUCCUGGGAUCCUCCUGGGAUGUUCCUGAAGUGCUCCUGGAAUAUUCCUGGGAUAUUCCUGAGAUGCUCCCGAGGUGCUCCUGGGAUCCUCCUGGGAUGUUCCUGAGGUGCUCCUGGAAUAUUCCUGGGAUAUUCCUGAGAUGCUCCCGAGGUGCUCCUGGGAUCCUCCUGGGAUGUUCCUGGAGUGCUCCUGGAAUAUUCCUGGGAUACUCCUGAGGUGCUCCUGGGAUGUUCUUGGGAAUGUUCCUGGGGUGCUCCUGGAAUAUUCCUGGGGUGUUCCCGGGAUUCUUCUGGGAUGCUCCUGGGAUGUUCCUGGGGGUGUUCCUGGCUUCCUGCAGGAUGGCACCCCUCAGCUCCGGGGUCCUGGCUGCUCCCCAGCUGCGGUGGGGAUGCUCUGGGCUGGCCCCAUCCCCUGGGGUUUGGCUUGAGCCCCAGCCCUCAGGACAGGUCCUGCCUGGUCCCCCAGAGCUGAGCCGGGGCCACCACCAGCUAUGCAAGGUCCCAUCUCCCUCUUGCUGCCGGUGCAGGGGUGUGGGGGCACGACCCAGGGUGGUUUUACCCGCCUCACUCGGGGUCCCCAGUGUGGGGAGCAGGGGACUGUCCCCCCUCCCCAGGCUGCACCUCUCCAGAAGCACAGCAGAGCCUUCUGCCUGCCCGUGCAUGCUCCCAGGGCAAUAUAUAUAUAGAAGAUAUAUAUAUAUAUAUAUAUAUUUAUGCAAUAAUGUCUUAAUAUGCAACACCCCUGGGAAGAGCAACCCGAGGGGCCAUAGGCAAUAAGCAACCCCCUGCCAGCUCCCAGGGCUGGACUGUGCUGCCCGGGGGGGUGGCCCUGGAGCCAGGAAGCUGAGCAGGGGCUGUGGGGACAGGCGCUGUCCCUCCCCCUGUGUCCCAGCCCCUGCUCCUGCUUAGAGGAUUCCCUCCCGGCUGGGUCCUGCGGUGCUCAGUUUGUCCCUGUCCCUGUCCCCUCUGUGGUCCGGGGAGCACGGGUCGGGCCUGGAGGGGGACAGGGGUCCCCCUGGAGGGGGACAGGGCGGUGUCCUUGCAUGUCACCUACAGCAGAGCCGCGACAGCUGCCGCGCUGCCCCAAAUCCCUGCGCCGCCCCGCUCCCAGUCCCGGCGCUGCUUCCCAGUCCGGCGCCGCCGGGGCUGUGCCAAAGUGCCAGGCCGGGGCGGCAGCCGUGGCUCCAGGGGGGGCUCGGUGGUCACCCCACAGUGCCGGGCUCUGUCCUGGGCUGCUCCCCCCGCCGCCAGCGCCGCCCCUCCCUGGGCUCGGCACCGUGGGGUUCGCACCCCCUUCUCCCGUGCCUCUGCUCCGGGCACUGCGGGCUCCUGACCCUGCUCGUCCCCUCGCCCUCGCAUGUGGCCAGCGCGGGCCGUGCCAGAGCUGCUUGAACGCCCCGACCCUGCUCCUGCCCUCGGCCUGGGGGUGCCCGGGGCGGUGCCACACCAGGGGACAGCGCUGGGUGGGUGGCCGUGGGGCGAGGUGCAUGUGACAGCUUUGCCCGCAGCCGCACGCAGGAAUUAACCCUUAGAACCCCGCUCCCGGGGCUGCCUGGUCCCCGCAGACCCCCGAGCCAGCGGUAGUUACCUCACUUGAUUAACUUAUUAACUUAUUUGUUUC